Lactuca sativa (garden lettuce) is the source of this 982-nucleotide messenger RNA. Its product is annotated as PRA1 family protein B4. Lineage: Eukaryota; Viridiplantae; Streptophyta; Magnoliopsida; Asterales; Asteraceae. The record is from RefSeq and is a predicted model, not a curated record. Gene Ontology annotation, biological process: vesicle-mediated transport. Gene Ontology annotation, cellular component: Golgi apparatus; endoplasmic reticulum.
UCUCAUUUUCUUCCGAUUUUGCAACCAACUCUAACUGACCAUUUUAUCAAACGCCAUAAUGGCCGCCGUCCCUCCACCGCCGGCGAUCCUCCCCGUCUCAAACCAAAAAACAGCUCCCGCCGCCGAAGAAUCCCAGCCUCCCGUCGCCACCCCUGCUGUUCGAGCACUCAUCAAUCACAUCACCGCAACCGUUCGCUCUGGUCUCUCCGAUCGCCGUCCAUGGCCCGAACUCGUCGACCGAUCUGCCUUCUCCAAACCUGAAUCCAUUACCGAUGCUACAACAAGGAUCCGAAAGAACUACGCGUAUUUUCGCAUCAAUUACUUCACCGUUGUCGCCGCCGUAAUCGGCGUCUCUCUCCUUACAAACCCUUUCUCUCUUAUUACUCUCCUUGGGCUCCUGGCCGCCUGGAUCUUCCUCUACCUCUUCCGCCCGACCGAACCGCCGUUGGUGGUGCUCGGACGUACGUUUUCGGAGCGUGAAACCCUAGGCCUGUUGAUCGUUUUGAGCAUCAUUUUGGUGUUUUUAACGAGCGUUGGAUCUAUUCUCAUAUCGGCUGUGCUUGUUGGAUCUGGAAUUGUAUGUGCUCAUGGUGCAUUCAGGGUUCCGGAGGAUCUGUUUCUCGACGAACAAGAGCCUGGUGGUCCUAACGGAUUUUUAUCGAUACUCGGCGGCGCGGCUUCAAAUGCUGCUGCCUCCGCCGCUCCGAUCAUCAAUCCAGUUCGUGCUUGAUUUCGGAUGUAGAAAAUCUAAUAAAAGGUAUGAAAAUUAUACUAUCGUUUUGUUUCUGAAUUCUUUUGAAUAUAUGUGAGAAUCCAUAUUAUUUUUAAGGAUUUUUGUCCAUAUUUUUUAUGAGGAUUAUUGAAGCUUGAUUGUUGCUUCAUUAGAUAAAACUGAUAUUCUUGUAAUCUUUGAUUCAUGAUAGAUUCAAAUACAAUGUAAACCUUCAUAUUUCUUCUAUUAACGUUAAAUGCCAACAUUUUU